Molecule: messenger RNA, 2136 nt
Organism: Portunus trituberculatus (swimming crab)
Lineage: Eukaryota; Metazoa; Arthropoda; Malacostraca; Decapoda; Portunidae
Exons: 13
Coding region: 98-2041 (647 amino acids)
Cellular component (GO): extracellular matrix
Source: RefSeq, a predicted model, not a curated record
GAGAGGAGGAGGAGAGGAGGUGGAAGGUGUAUAUAAAGAAGAGCCACUGGUGUCUCAAGCAUUCUGUACCUAGUGGUUAUUGCUGAGGUUCUUUACAAUGCACGGGAAGGUUGUGCUUCUGCUGGCGCUGGUGGCUGUGGUGGCUGCCGACAGGAGGCCCCGCCCAGCAUACGGCGCCCCACCUCCUCCACCUCCACCCCCUCCCAGACCCAGUUACGGUGCUCCGGAAUCUUCCGAGGAGGUGGCACCCCACUUCAACCACCAGGAGGACCGCGAGUACGACAACACUAAGGGGUCCUACUCUGUGCAGCUCCCCGACGGCCGCCUGCAGCACGUCGCCUACUACGUGGAGGGCGAUUCAGGCUACAUCGCUGAAGUCAACUACGAGGGCGAGGCUCAGUACCCAGAGUCUGAGGAGUCCAGGGAAUACGGCAUCACCCGUCCCGCUGCUCCACCUUUCUCCACCACAACACAUGGGGUCAGCCUGCCACCACCACCACCACCAUCACCACCACCACCACCAUCACCACCACCACCACCACCAUCUCUCGUUCUCUAUCAAGACUUGCACAAACUCAAUCAAAUUCCAGGAAACAAAAAAACCAAUCUCACCUCAGAAAUCUCCAGCCUCAGGAAUAUUUAUGUGGCAAUGAACCUUCGAGUUAUCAAUGUAUCAAAGUCUCCACCUACUCCUGUACCCUUUUCUCCUCCUUCUCCUCCUUCUCCUCCUCCUCCUACUGACCCUCUAAGUCCAAGACGAGCUGAUCUUGACCUCACACGUGCCGUUAUGAACACGUCCACACCCACCGUACUAGGUCAAGCCAGGUCACGCUUCAGACGCAAUCAGACAUAUUACAUCCGAAUAAGGAAUGUGGAAUGGGUGGAGUAUGGCUUGGGUAAGAUGCAUGCCUGCAGUUGCUUUCCAAACUCCGAUAUGAUACUGCAGAGUGUGGCAGCGCUAGUGGCGGUGGUGGUGCUGGUGGUGGGGGUGGAAGGGGAGGGCUCUGACACUUAUGAGUACUCUCCUCCUCCUGCUGCUCGCUACCAAGGCUCGAAGGAAUCCAAGGAGUCCGAGGAGUCCACCGUCAGGCCAAACUUCAACUACAACUUCGCCGUGAAGGACGAUUUCUUCAACAACAACUUCGGCCAGCAGAAAUCACGUGACGGGGAGAACAUCAAGGGCUCUUACUACGUGCAGCUCCCCGACGGCCGCCUGCAGAAGGUGUCCUACUACGUGGACGGUGACUCGGGUUUCGUGGCGGAGGUCACCUACGAGGGCGAGGCGCGAGAGUACGUACCGAAGCCGAGGAAAGUGAAAGAGUCCAGCGAGUCAUUGAAAACCUUGUACCGCGGUCACGAAUCUAAAGAAUCCGAGGAGUCCAGCGAGUCCAGGGAGUCCAGGGAGUCCUACGCCGCUGGGAGGACGGUGUAUAGAUCCAGCGAAUCCAAGGAGUCCAGAGAAUCCUACUCCCAUACAAGCGUGUCUUACCAGUCCCUCCAGUCCGAGGAGUCCCAGGAGGAUGUCGCUUAUUCUCCGCCACCCAAGACAGUUCGUAAGGAGCAGAAAGCUUACACGUACCUGAGCCCUUCACGUGCCCCGGGUCGCGCCACUCAGCAGGAGACAGUAACGUCCAAACCCUCACGAAGGCGGUCCAAGCAUUCGUCAGAGGAAAGAGACACACAUUCCUCCUCUAAGUCCUCAUCAGGUCACACCUCAAGGCCAAAGACGAGAGACUCACAGGAAAGCCACAUCAAGUCAAGUCGGUCGCAUAAGACAAGAGACUCGGAGGAAAGCAACGAAAGGGGAGACUCCGAGGAAAGCCAGACAUACUCUCUCCCUUCGAAGUCCUCAAGAAAAGAAUCUGACGAGGAGCCUCAGGAAAUCCCUCACUCCAGCUCAGAGGACAAUGACAGACAGAAGGAUUCCAGCGAGACAUCUCCUUCUGGUCCUGCUUCCUAUUCCUACGAUGCGCCGGUCUACGCCCCUCAAAGCACAAAGCAGCUACGACACUCCUACAGCCCCGUGAAACUGUUGACGUAGUGAGGGAGUUUGCUGACCUCCGUUUUCUUUGUAUAUUGUUGACCUGUAUUGUGUGUUGUCAGUGCUCUGAUGAAUGUGAGUAAAAUGUUGCUGUA